This is a messenger RNA of Phlebotomus argentipes, 3820 nucleotides long. It is a transcript of the gene mio, whose product is annotated as GATOR complex protein MIOS. Gene Ontology annotation, biological process: cellular response to amino acid starvation; positive regulation of TORC1 signaling. Gene Ontology annotation, cellular component: cytoplasm. The transcript is spliced from 4 exons. NCBI's taxonomy places the organism in Eukaryota, Metazoa, Arthropoda, Insecta, Diptera, Psychodidae. Gene Ontology annotation, molecular function: protein binding. The record is from RefSeq and is a predicted model, not a curated record. The coding region runs from base 85 to 2652 and encodes 855 amino acids.
AACGUAAACAUUGUGGAGUGUUUUGAUGGAUAGAGAGGAAAUCGCGUGGUUUUUGUGAAGAAAUCCCCCCGGAAAGUGUUGAGAAUGAGUUCUAUUGAGGGCCUUCAGUGGUAUCCACGCAAUCCCGACUACUUCUACACGUGGGGCUGCGAGAUGAAUGUGUACAAAGUGGACACGAGUCUGCGGCAGAAUCUGUCGGUGACUUCCAACGCGUAUCUGGAUCUCUCGCCCUGCACUCACGGGGUGCUCCAGGUGACGGAGCCCCGCUAUGUGUACAUCCGCUGCACGGCCCCAUCCUACCAGCCCAACUCCCUGCUGGCCGCCGCCGGCCUGGUGAACGGCAAGGCGGUGUUGUGCAACUUCCUGACCCACUCCGACUCCAGCAUCGAAUUCACGCCGAAGCACUCGCGCGCCUGCCUGUGCCUGGCGUGGAGUGAGACAGAGACGAAUCUGCUGGCCAUGGGAUAUGACAGGAAUCGCUCGGACCACAGCAUCUUUGUGUGGGACACGUCAAAGGACCUCAGCAUUGUGCAGCAGAUCGGCCUCUCCGAGACUGCCCACUCGCUCUGCUGGGACAAAAGCGCCCGCGUCAUUUAUGCAGGCAUGAGCCACAAGCAUAUCAAGGUGUUGGAUCUGAGGUCGGGCAGCUCCAGUGUGUCAACAACCAGCACCAGGGCCAUCCAUGGGCUGUGCUUGGCUCCCGGUGGCCGCUAUUUGGCCAGUUACAUAGAUAACAACCUGACUUUGUGGGAUGUGCGGAAUAUCGAGAAAUCGCUGAGUCAGCGACAGACACAGAAGAAUAUCAAUCAUGUGAUUUGGUGCCCAACGAGGAGUAGUGUUUUGAGUAUUCUUCAGAGGGAUUCGCCAUUUGUUCACCUCCUGGACCUACACUGGUCUGGGGGGAGUGACAUGGAAGGUGAGCCCUACACCAUGAAGCGCUACGCUGCUCCCUUCCAGUCAAGAAUCCUGUCGGGCGCCCGUAAUAUUACAAUUCAGCACAUUUCGUGGCAUCCAAAAGAUUUGGAGAGAAUGCUGGCUGUGACUGGUGCGGGAAAUGUGACGGAUUUCCAGGUGCCACAGCGCGUCGCAAUUGCCUGGGAUACGAAGAAUAACUUGUGGGGAUCGUCUGGAGUGCGUCUGGAUCUCCAGCAAUUUCCUGCCAAUUCACCCAGUGUUUCGGGAGACUCCGUGGCGGACGUGACAUCGAACACAGACGAUGAUAUCUCAGCGGUUAUCUACAGACGUGCCCUGAUGGAUUACGGCCACGGCACGGACAUUCAGCGCAAUGAGGAGCUCACGCAGAAUCCGAAGCUGAAGAGUGUGUGGAAACUGCUGGCCCACAUGAGUCGCGAUGACUGGGCGCAGGGAUUGAAGAAGAAGCUGGGCAUCUCCAACACGCCCGAUGUCAUGCAGACGAUGCAUCGCAGUGAGAUCAUCAACAUUCCAUGGCAGGACUUUCCCUCCUUCGGCUACAUUCGCGUCUUCCGCAGUGAGCAUCGCGACUUUGCUCAGCAACUGUGCGGCUGGACAUUCGACAGGGAGCGCGAAGGGACCUUCAGUGCCUUUAUAGAUGAGCUGAUGAUGCGCAAGGAGUUCACCAGAGCAGCUUUCAUUGCCGUGGUGCAUCUGCGCGUGAAGUACGCCAUCGAGAUUCUGGCCAAGGGUGCGGAUUUGGCGACGCCCGAGCAGGCGAAUGGCUUUCGCAUGGCGGCAAUCGCUCUGUCGGGCUUCAAUGUGGAGAAAGGAGCCAUUUGGCGCAACCAAUGCGCUCAGGCUCAUGCUCAAAUUUCCGAUCCCUACCUUCGUGCCAUCUUUGCCUUCCUCGCUCCAGACUCUAGCGAGACGUACGACAUGCUCCUCAACGAGACUGACAUCUCACUGAGCGACCGGAUGGGCUUCGCGUGUGUCUUCCUGUCGGAUCAGCGCCUGUCGGAUUACGUCAAGUCCUCCAUUCAGACGUGCAUCGAGAAGGGAGACCUCAAUGGCGUCCUGCUCACGGGGGCGACAAACGAGGGCAUCACGCUGCUGCAGAGCCACCUCGACUGGACGGAGGACGUGCAGACUGUGGCGCUGAUUGCGGUGCACUUUAUGCCGAUUGACUUGAUUCGGGAUUAUCGCGUGCAGUACUGGAUCAGCAGCUACCAGGAUCUGCUCAACACGUGGGGCCUGUGGGAGCAGCGGGCGCAACUGGAUAUCCUGCUGGGCGCCAUCAGAUCCCCGCCGCGCGUCUCCAAGUCCGUCUUCCUCAUGUGCAGCUUCUGCGGCAAGAACGUGAGCGGGUGCAUUCAGGAGGAGGUGCGGAGUCGCACGGGCACGGCGCACGUGAACAAGCUCUCCUCCUGUCCCAACUGCCGCAAGCCGCUGCCCCGCUGCGCCCUGUGCCUGCAUCACAUGGGCACCACGACGGGCAACGCCGCCAGUCAGCACCUCUGCGGCGGCCACUCAGCGCUCGGCUGGCAAUCCAGGCCGUUCUCCAAGUGGUUCUCCUGGUGCCAGACGUGUCGCCACGGCGGCCACACGGAGCAUCUGGUGCAGUGGUUCCAGCAGCACUCCGAGUGUCCUGUCACAUCGUGCAACUGCAAGUGCUUCGCCGUGGACCAGCCCAUGCCCAAGUUUCCCACAGAGAACCUCCAGGCCGCGCACACAGCAUAGCGCGCCCUCAGUCUCUCCCUCGCGCGAAACCACAUGUUUUCCACCCAGCGAGAGUUUAAUAAAUUUGACAACAUAUUCACGAUAGCCCAGCCACUUUCAGCCAACCACGAGAGCAACUCACUCACGGGGGGAUUUUUCCAUGAAAUACUCUUGCACUGUGCCAAAAUGCCCUCCCUUGCCGCACAAUUUUAUUUUUAUGACUUUUCACGCAGCGUCUGCCAUGGAAAAUGUGCUGCCAUUGUCAAACUUUUGCUUUAUGUGACUUAGUCAAAGACCUCCCCAAGCCACAGAGAGAGAGAGAGAGAGUGCAAAAUUGUCUAAUGAAAAACACACUCCUGGCGAAGGUGAAAAGAAAGCAUGUCUCAUCAAUCACAGAAGCGCAAAUCAAGGAGAAAAUAUGAUGUGAGAAGAAAAGGAGCUCAACUGCCGCUUGGCGUCACUCGAAGGGAGAGCAAAUUUGCACAAUUGGCCAGUUUAGUCCUCCUCCAGGUCAAGAAGUCAUCUGAGAUAGCACGGAGCCUCUUGACCCCGGACUGGAAAGGAUCUUCGGGGUUGGAGAUAAAGGGGACUGAACAGGGGUGGAAGCCCUUUGAACAUUAUUAUUUGACUUUAUUGGGUCAACCUACGAUUAAAUUCACGUCCCGCAAUUUGCAAGCCAAUAUCGAGAUGGCUUUUGAUGACUGGAUAACAUUAAAUUUCUUGCGUACCUAAAAUUGAUGUCUCUGUGUGAGUGUGUUGACGAAAUCUGAAUGAGCGAUGCGAGGAAACUUUAAGGGUUACAUAGAUUCUGGUUUAUAUUAAUUUAGCAUAAAGACUUACCGUGAAUCACGCACAAGUGCAUUUCCACAAAAGGAAAUUUAUUCAAAUGGAGAAUGAAACGUGAGUUGCUGUUCAAAUAAAAGCGUCGAGAAAGACUCAAAUUAUCUCAACAGUGUUAGAUUCGACCAGAAAAGUGCACACAAUCUUGUGACAAGCAUUCAGAGAGCUUUCUGCAGUUUCUAAUCGAGGCCAAAUUGAGUUCUGUCAUCACAUUCAAAAAAAAAUCCAUCCAGACGAAGAGUGAAGGUGUGACUAGAAUGUGUGCAAAAACGGUGAAAUUCCUGUGCUGUUCUCUCUAAUCAGCUGAAUAUUUUUAUGCUCCACAGAUUGUGUGACUUGCCUUUUCCCU